AUACGCGUGACCAUCAAAAACCAGGAAGAAGAAGCCAAAACUACGCUGCAAACCGUCGAAUCGGAGCUUCCGUUCCUCGCCGUCCCGCCCGCUGCGUGGCAUCCGGUCCCUACAAAGAUGGCCGCGCCGUCCGCCCACUCCGCCCCCCGGAGCGUCUCGCCCGCUCCCGGUGCGCUCCCGUCCCCGGCCCUCGGUGCUUGUCCGGGCAUGUCCCGCUGUCUCUCGACAGGGUCGACUGCCUGGCACGCGUCGGCAACCACCGAGGCCUCCCACUUCCGUGAAUCCCUCGGCAGCGAUGCCUCGAAUUCCUCGCGACACUCGUCAGCGAGCUACCGCUACUCCGACAGUGCCGUCGGCGACCGGCUCCGCCCGCGGGAUUCCACCGGCGGCGUGGAGCCUACGAUCAGGAGGAGCUCCAGCAGGCGGCGGGGUUAUAUGCGGCCGCAAGGCACCGACUUCGCCGCCAGCGCCCGGGCCCGCGAGAGCGUUCUGAGCCUGGGCAGCAUCGCCCACCUGCAAUACUACUUUGCCCGGACCGGCUUGCUCGACGGCAAGGGAGGGCGCCUGGCACGGAGGCGAGACAAGGCACACACCCUAGACUUGUCCGCCUUGGACCCGAGCCUAUUCCUCACCCCCAAGGCCGGCAGUGACCACGACUCGAGCUAUGCGUCCAUGGGGAGCAGCCCGGAUCUGACGACGCAAACUGGUUUCGGCAGCGUGACGCUGGAGGCUGGCACCAUGGUCGAGUCGCCUGUCGAGGAGCACCCUCCGGAGCAGCAGGACGAGGACUACUUCUCGGACGAGUUCGACGAGGAUGGCCCGCACAUGCUACCGCCCACGACGAGCACCUAUAUUCACCGGGAGAAGCAUAUACCCAAACCGCCGUCCAUGGCCGAGUUGAGGGCCGACCUGACCAGCUCGCUCGAUGUUGCUGAACAGACGCUGCGCGAGGCGAAAAUCGCCAAAAUGCCCUCGGGGAUUACGGUCAAGAUUGAAACCGUAGACGGCCGCGAAGAGGACGGCCAGCCACAGCCCCCAGCUUCGCGACGACCCUCUGUCCCGUCAGCCGGCUGGUACGAGAUUCAAGGGAUGAACAUCCUCGAUGUCAUGACGCUAGCCAUCCGAGCCGCCAAAAUCUACUACACCUCCCACGACCGGCCCGACCGCCUCGACGCCAUCAAGUCAGAGAAGCAGCUGCGCGGCGAGUUGUUGUCCGUCAUGGAGAUCCUGAAGCGCAUGGCAACUAGGGGCUUUGCCGGCGGUAUGCGCGACGACGAGUUCCGCACCAUGGACGACUGGAUUGCCGCGGUGCGCGCAAUGCUAGCAGCCGAGGACGCCAUGGAAGCCCGCGAAGCGGCCGAGCGGGCGACCUGGACCUGGGUCCACCCAGAAGGCUGGGAGGGCCGCGAAUUCGAGCGCGAGGAAGCCUUCAUGCGCUCCAUGCUGGACGGCCCGGACCCGAUCGAGAACAUGCCCGUCAUACCCAAGUGGAUCCCCAUCGACCGAACCCAGCCCCUGGACUCGCAGUCGCUGCCGACCCCGUUCCUCGCUGCGCUCUCCAACGGGCAGCGCCUGGUGCAGCUGCACAACUGCGCGGUGCGCAAGUCGUGCCGCCGCUUCGGCGCCAUCCCGAGAUUCUACGCCGACACCCAGAAGCCCUACCGCGCCGCAGAUAACCUGCGGUACUGGCUCAAGGCGGCCGAGCUCCGCUGGGAGGUGCUCCUCAAGGCGGACCCGCUGGGCCUGCAGUACAACACCGCGCCGGAGCUGUGGCUCGAGUUCGAGGACGCGGUGCUGGGGUGGUGUCGCAAGGUGCGCGAGGAGAUUGCUGCCGAGCUGUUGCAGGAAUCCCAACAGCCAGCGACGCCCACGUCACCCUCACAGCCCCGCCCUGAACGGAGCCUGGCCGGCGCCGUCUCGGACGCUGCUGAGGCUUCAACGGAUCCAUGAUAUUUCAAAAGUCGGCGGACAAAAGAUGGAUAUGCCAGGGGUGUGUGGGGGGUUUUAAUGACUGGAAAGAUGUUACGACUCCUGAUCUGAUAGACUGCUUCACCCAGCUUCAUCCUUUUUUGCUCGAUCCAUUUUUACUCACUUCCCGUUCCUCCGGCGGCAUCGAGCUAUGCCCCCUUUCUCCUUUCCUUCUAUCAACUUUGUUCCACUUCACCCUGCUUGGGUUCUUUUCGAUCAGCAUCUUGGUCUCUUUUUCUA
Molecule: messenger RNA, 2208 nt
Organism: Thermothielavioides terrestris NRRL 8126
Lineage: Eukaryota; Fungi; Ascomycota; Sordariomycetes; Sordariales; Chaetomiaceae
Exons: 1
Coding region: 118-1950 (610 amino acids)
Source: RefSeq, a predicted model, not a curated record